Molecule: messenger RNA, 2321 nt
Organism: Ostrinia nubilalis (European corn borer)
Lineage: Eukaryota; Metazoa; Arthropoda; Insecta; Lepidoptera; Crambidae
Gene: Erk7
Product: mitogen-activated protein kinase 15
Exons: 9
Coding region: 156-1793 (545 amino acids)
Biological process (GO): intracellular signal transduction; protein phosphorylation
Cellular component (GO): cytoplasm; nucleus
Molecular function (GO): MAP kinase activity; ATP binding
Source: RefSeq, a predicted model, not a curated record
AUGAAUUUCGGCUGGAAGACAUCAAACGUGCUCCUAAUUUCAAUUUAAUUAUUUCAACAGCCAUUUUUUGCGUUUGAAUUGUCCAAAAGAUGGAUUAUGUGAGUGAUAGUUGCUGUAUUGUAUUGAAUCUCGUGGUCUAGUACUUGUAAGUAGUGAUGAAUCAGUCCCAGAAUCUCAAGAAGGAUGAGCGGAAAAAAGAAGGCGCGCAAACCAAGCAGGUUCCGAAAAAGAGUCCGGAGAAAAAUAUGUCAGAGAUUGAUGAGCAUAUUUUAAAGAGGUUUGAAAUUAAAAAGAGGUUGGGCAAAGGUGCUUAUGGUAUCGUGUGGAAGGCUGUGGACAAGAAGACUAAGGAUGUGGUGGCUAUAAAGAAGAUUUUCGACGCGUUUAGGAACCAGACGGACGCACAGAGGACUUUUAGAGAGAUCAUCUUUCUCCAGUCUUUUCGGAACCAUCCGAAUAUCGUGAAGCUGCAUAGUAUACACCGGGCUGUCAACAACAGGGACAUCUACCUCGGCUUCGAAUACAUGGAGACGGAUCUACACAACGUGAUCAAGCGCGGGAAUAUUCUAAAGGACGUGCACAAGCGGUACAUCAUGUACCAAAUGCUGAAGGCGACGAAGUACAUCCAUUCGGGCAACGUCAUCCAUCGCGACCAGAAGCCUUCCAACGUGCUCAUCGACAGCGCUUGCAGAGUGAAGCUUGCAGACUUCGGUCUCGCCCGAUCAGUAUCCAGUAUGUACUCUGGCGGGGAAGAAGGAGCGGACCCUUGCCUAACGGACUACGUCGCAACUCGCUGGUACCGCGCGCCCGAGAUACUCAUCGCUAGCAAGAACUACACCAAGGGCAUAGACAUGUGGUCGCUGGGCUGUAUCCUCGGCGAGAUGCUGACGGGCAAGCCCUUGUUCCCGGGGACCUCCACCGUCAACCAGGUCGAGAGGAUCAUGGCUGCGCUGCCCAAACCCUCUGCAGAAGACAUAUCAGCCGUAUGCAGCGGCUACGGUUCCUCGCUCAUCCGUGAACAGGCCGCUUGCGGAGGCGCAGCGGGGGCUGCGCUGAGCGCUCUGUUAGCGUGCGCACCCAGGGAUGCCGCAGACCUGGUGCAAAGGCUGCUGGUGUUCAACCCUGCGAGGCGGUUAAGUGCUGAGAGGGCGCUGGAUCAUGAUUAUGUUGCCAAGUUCCACCGCGAACGCGACGAGCCAACGCUGCCUUCCGACGUCCUCCUGCCUCUAAGGGACGACAAACAGAUGUCAGUGGACGACUACAGGAACAAACUAUACAGCAUCAUGGCGAAGGGGUCGCAUACUCACACCAAUGGACACGUGAAGAAGGCUCAGCCCAGUGCCAAAAACCACACUCUUCCCACUACAACUAAGAUCAGCAAAUCGUUCAACGACCCAGAGAUAUCCCGGUCUUCUAAGCCCAAGCAUGUCAGCGCUUCCGCCGACCAAAAAAAUCGAGUCAAAUCCAGGCCCAUAGAACGGCCUCUGAAGGAGUACAGAUCAGACCAGACCAUUUCCAAGCCCAUGCGAGCUACGAGAACUUACGACAGCCACUGGAUGGAAAAUUCCAACUGCCACGGGGACUAUUUCCAGCCAGUGACGAGACAAAGUCCUUCGGAGACCGGCUUCAUGAGUGGUAAGAAACCUUCCGUACAGCAUAGAAGGAAUUCGACCUCUUUUUCGACGAUCACUAUAGGGGGGGAUGCGGACUACAACCAUUUUGUGGGGAGGAACCAGAGGCAUGGGGUGAUUACUGCAAGUGCCUUAAUGGAUUUGAGGACCAGUAUCCGAUGAAUUUAAAGACUCGACUCCGAAUCUCGGUUUUUUAUGCGUAGAGCUUUGGUGACACUUUUUCAAAUAUUUUUAGGCAAAGGCAUAAUGUGGAUUCAUCUCAGAAUAGAUAGAUCGUUUCAUCCACGAAGACGCGCCCCACCAUUCUUCCGCUAAUGUUUGAGUGUUAUCGGUACACACUAAAUUAUCCAUUACGCACACUACAAUAAUGACGCUGGGAUUGCUCGCAUCAAACUUUCCGCAAACCCGCGCUUCCCUCGACCAAAAAUUGGUGGGGCGCGUUUUCGUGGAUGAAACGAUCUUUAACUGUUAUUGUUCCCUUUUUGACUUUUCAGAGAGAAUAGUCAAUGUUUUUUGAAUUUUUGAAAAAGUGUUAUGAAUGUUCAGCAACGCAGUUGUACGCUUUGUAAUUAUUAUUAGUUUUUAUUGGAGACAACCUCUUUAUUAUGGCAGAGAGUGAUUAUUAUUGUUUCUUAAAAAAUAAGACGACUUAUUCAAGUUCUCAAAUACCUAUUUGAAGCUAUUAUUUUC